AGUGAUUUUUCUGCUUAGCAUACGACAUGUCGUUUUAUCUACCAGAAACAGAAGAAAAGAAAUUUAGCCGUGUCGUUUGUAACUUCAUAUUCAUACGAGAAAAGAGCUAGAGAGACUGACAAACGAUGGCAGCAGCAGGUUCCGGAAAAUGCUUGCUGGUGACAGGUCCUCCAGGCGUGGGCAAAACCACUCUCAUCAUAAGAGCCUUUGAGAGCCUCAAGGCCUCAAAUCCUUCUCUAAAGUUUCAGGGUUUCUACACUCGUGAGGUUAGACAAGGAACCGAAAGAGUUGGGUUUGAAGUUGUCACCUUGGAUGGUCGUAAAGCUCCUCUGGCUACCACCUCCUCCACUAGCUCUGAUUCCUUUAGAUGGCCAACUGUGGGAAGGUACAAAGUAGAUGUAGCAUCCUUUGAGUCUUUGGCACUGCCCCAACUCCAGGUGAAAGAAGACACUGAUCUCUUCAUCAUCGAUGAAGUUGGAAAGAUGGAGUUGUACAGUUCAUCUUUUUUCCCUGCUGUUCUUAAAGUUCUGGAAUCAAAUAUACCAAUCUUAGCUUCUGUUCCAAUUCCUAAGUCUGGCCGUGAUAUACCUGGAGUUGCUAGAUUGAAGAAUCAUCCCAGUGCAACAAUGUUCACUCUCACUGAGAGUAACAGAGAUGCCGUUAAAGAGCAGAUAUACUCUCAUUUGGUAGAUUUACUGAGAAAAAUAUAGAACUUUCAGAGUGAUUGGAUAUGCAUUUUAUUGAGUUAUCCUUUUCCUCACUCGGGUCAACAUUAUACUCGAAGGUGUGUGUCCAUGAAUUCUGCUGAAUAGAGAACUAUCUACUUUUGAGUUUGGUAUGCAGACUAGUUUUAGGUGCAGGUCAAUGGAUGUGCAAUCAGUUAUUCUUUUCUUUUUUCUAUAUUUGCUUUAGCUUUUAAUAACAAUGUUUAAUAACAGAAUACUGGAUUUGAUAUAGCUUAAGAAAGAAAGUGUUGUUUUAUA
Humulus lupulus (European hop) is the source of this 983-nucleotide messenger RNA. RefSeq lists its product as uncharacterized. The transcript has 6 exons. NCBI's taxonomy places the organism in Eukaryota, Viridiplantae, Streptophyta, Magnoliopsida, Rosales, Cannabaceae. The record is from RefSeq and is a predicted model, not a curated record. The coding region runs from base 126 to 710 and encodes 194 amino acids. Gene Ontology annotation, molecular function: ATP hydrolysis activity.